This is a messenger RNA of Camelina sativa (false flax), 1709 nucleotides long. RefSeq names its product FCS-Like Zinc finger 10-like. Lineage: Eukaryota; Viridiplantae; Streptophyta; Magnoliopsida; Brassicales; Brassicaceae. The record is from RefSeq and is a predicted model, not a curated record.
UGCUUCUUACAUUUUCAGAGAGAACUUAAAACGUGAAUCCGAUAGAAAGAGAAGAGAGAGACUGUGAAGCUCACUGCUAUACGCUGAUUUUGAGGAGAGAGAGAGAAGAGUACCUCACAAGACUUGCACAGAUAUAGACGAAAGACUUCUCUCAUUGUCUUAUUUCUUCUCUCUUGCAAUUUCUUCUUUGCUUCUUCUUCAAUCUUCCAUCCUUCAAGUUCAUCUCACAAGCAAGAACAAGUCCCUGAGAAACCCAGAUCAAUCUCAUGUCUCAGCAUUCAAACUAUCAAAUGGCCACUGGUUUCGAUUACUAUUCAACAAAACCGGUGUUGUCAGGGAUUAAGAGCCACAACAAACUCAUCUCUGGUGUCUUUGAAGGCAAGUGUCCAUCUGAUUAUGAAUCUGCUUGGAGCCCAACUUCUCCUUUGGAUUUCAGAUUGUUCUCCAGUUUUGGGAAUCCCUUUGGUGGUUCUUCUUCAAGAUCAAUCUGGAAAGGGAAACAAAAGAGCUGGGAUUCUGGUAAAGUAGGCUUGAGCAUUCUGCAUUCUCUUGAUGAUGAUGACCAUCACACUGACUCAUCAUCAAGGAUUGUUUUACCAUCAGUUGAUAGUAAAAACAUAAUCUUUGGGUCUUUGAUGAGAAGUGGAAACCAGAAUCCUCAUCUGCUCUCUCAGCCUUUUGCUAAAGCUUUGAUGCCCAAGAAUGAUAUGUCCAAUGUUGUUUUUGAGAUUGGACAUGAUGUGAUUGAUGUGGUCGAUGCUGUUGGGAACUCCAGUGUGGACAACAAUGCUUGUCAGGUGAUAGAGGAAGCGCCAGGAUCAGUUAAUGGGAGUACUGAAAGUGACAUUGAGAUCUCAGAGGACUACACUUGUGUAAUUCAACAUGGUCCUAACCCCAAAACCACCCAUUUUUACGGGGAUCAGGUUCUGGAGUCCGUAGAGCACAAUGAGUCGAAGAACCAUUGUUGCAGAAACAAGAAAGAGAGCAUUUUUACAAUUGCUUCUCCUGACUUGACAACACCUAUUGAUGUGUUACCUCCCAGUGACUUCUUGAGCGUCUGCUACGGCUGUAACAAGAAGUUGGGUUUGGGGAAAGAGAUAUACAUGUACAGAGGAUACAAAGCGUUCUGCAGUAGUGAGUGCCGUUCAGAGGAGAUAUACCGGGAUGAGGAAUUGGAGGAUGAAGAAGGAGAAGAUGAAGACACAAUCAAGUCUGUCUCGUCUUCAGACAAGGACCUGUCUAAAAAGACGAGUAACGGUGUGUUCUUCACUGUGGGCUGACUCCAAUGCGCUCACCAUUUCCAUGAUCGAUUUGAGUCCAAGAAAAGAGGAAAAGUAGAAGCUUGAGCUGAUCAUCUGUUCAAGAGAAAAGAGCUGUUGGUUUCUUUAAGCCGAGGCGGCCAUGGAUGAUCGUUUUUGUAUAUUGCUCUUGUGCUUCUGCUACCUAACAAAAAAAAUACUUUUGGUCUCAUCUUUCAUGGUUUUGGUGGGUGAUUGAUCGGGCUUAUGGCUAUUGUUAUGGAUAUUUUUAUAAGUUUAUGGUUCAUUUAUUCAUAUAUGAUAAUCUUAAUUUUUAUAAGAGGAAGGUAGAAGCCGGUUUAUGUGGCUCCCCUCCGGUUCUCUCUUUUUCAUUUGUUCAUUUUUUAUGCUACCCUGAAAAUCCAAAGAGACAGUGGUCGUCAAUGUACAAGUCCCACCCAUGAAAGGAGG